GUCUGUCUCUUUUUCAGCACAAUCAUUUAAGGGGUCCAACAAAAUUCAAAUUUGUUGUUGAAACCAUAAAGAUUUCCUAAAAUCUCAUUUCUCAAUUUUCAAAUUUCAAAUAAUCCCGCCUUAUAUUUUCCAGAUCCAAGAAAAGGAAGCUUCUCUGUGAAACCGUAGCAAUCACAAACCUGAUUAUGGACGAGAUUGAAACAACUGAGAAACGAAUUAAACAAACAAUGGCAGAAGAGGAUGAUGAGGAAAAUGAAAUCGGAUUAGUAAUGGACGAAGAUGUUGAAACUGUUGCAGUCGGAUCUGAAGAGAUGGAAAACCUUAUUAACGGAGUUCUUGAAAAAAUUGAGCGAUUCACUCAACAGGUUUCAGAGAUGCUUGAGGCAGGGAAAACACUCUUUAAAGAUCUCAGUAAUGAAUUUGAAGAACGUAUUAUUGGAAUUCAUAAGGAACAGAUUGAGAAAUGGCAGGACGAGAUUAAGGAACUGAGAUCACUGGAUGCUAUGAACGAAGAAGCAAAUACUCGUCUUCAUAUGACUCGUUCACUGUUCCAGAAUGUUCAGAUUUGACCCACCUUGAUAAGAAUUGACAAAGACUAGAUUGAGAAAUGGCGGGGCGAAAAAAGGAAUUGAGGUUACUGGGUGUGUUUCACUCUCUCUGUUUCAAAAUGUUCAGGUUUGAAUUGAUCCAUGAUAAGGUACAUUAGUAUUAACACCAAACAAACAAUCCUAGUUUGCACAUAUUGAACCUUAAUCAGCUGUGUAAGUUGCUCAUUUACAUCGAAAUUAUUUGUAUUGUUUCUGAAGGAUCUGUAAGUCAAUCAUUUACUCAGUAUUAAGUAAUAUUUCAAUAACAUGGUCACAUAUUGGAUGCUGU
Molecule: messenger RNA, 876 nt
Organism: Papaver somniferum (opium poppy)
Lineage: Eukaryota; Viridiplantae; Streptophyta; Magnoliopsida; Ranunculales; Papaveraceae
Exons: 5
Coding region: 186-569 (127 amino acids)
Source: RefSeq, a predicted model, not a curated record